CGCGUCUGCCUUCGCGUUGCACAAUGGCGGAGCGUAAGUUGCCUUUCCAUAGUUUGUAGCUGUUCCUGAGUGGGGUAGGCCGGCACGUUGGCCGUAUCCGUCGGUUGGUCUCGGCACACCACGAAAAGGACGGCACAUCGGAAUAUCGUACAAGCCAUCUUAUGCUGCUACCCUGCCAGGAAACAAAGAUAAUCAAGCUUGGAAGAAGUCAACACGUAGACGCCUAAAAACGACCACCGACGCGACCAACCGCACUUCACAAAUCUAGUUCAAGGAGUCAUUGUUCGCCGACGUGGGCGCGCUGUUGCCGCAUCGGGACGCAAGUUGCUGCCCUUACGUCGACGCCGUCGGGGAGAGCAGCUGGAAUUUUUCGCGCGGCGCAGCGCAUAUCGAAACCGCCGAUUUUUCGCAACCGAAACGAUGUAUGUUACGACGUACUGAAACCAAGGCGCAAGGAAGCCAGUGCUGGUGGCCACGGAUACGCAAAGCGUCGGCGGCGUUGGGAUUAGAAGCGGACGUCGGCGGUCGUGUUUCGGAGUCCCCCCCCCCACCCUUCCCUGUGUGCCAACGUUCUGUGUGAAACCGCGCUAAGCCGGUGAAUCGACAUGAGUGUGGCGCGUCUCUCGGUGGAUAUUCAGGUGGCUCAGGAGAAAAGGCCGCAGAGCUUCGACAAGACUCCCGAUGGCGCGUGCCUCGGUAGUGCCGGGGGCCUCAGCCCAAACCUUCAGCCUCCCACACCACCCGUGUUUCCUUGCAACAGGGAGCCCUAUUCCGCCAGCCUCGUCGGCGGGCGGUACAUUCUUCUGGACCAACUCGAGGGUAGUGCCAUGUACAGGAGCAUCAACGUACAAACGCAAGAGGAAUUUUCCUGCAAGGUGAUCCCCAUCGACAGGUGGCAGCAAGCUCUGGCAGCCCAUUUACGCCUCGACGGCCAUGACCAUGUGAACCAGGUUGAAGAGGUGCUCCUAGGGGAGUCAAAGUGCUAUGUCUUCUUCAAGCGGUCGUACGGUGACCUCCAUUCAUAUGUGCGCUCCAAGCGGCGGCUGCGGGAGUCUGAGGCGCUGAGCCUCUUCCGGCAGGUGGCAUCAGCUGUCCACGCCUGCCAUAAUGCCGGAGUGGUCUUGCGUGACCUCAAGCUCCGGAAGUUUGUCUUCGAGGACCCUGAACGAACACGGAUCAAGCUGGAGACAUUGGAAGACGCUGUUGUCCUAGAAGACUUUGAUGACGACCUGCUGAGUGACAAGCAUGGCUGCCCAGCAUAUGUCAGCCCCGAGAUUCUGAGCAGUUCAACAAGUGGACGCUACAGUGGUCGUGCGGCUGAUUGCUGGAGCCUUGGGGUGAUGCUGUACACGCUGCUUGUGGGUCGCUACCCAUUUCACGACGGCGAUCCCAGUAUACUGUUUGCAAAGAUUCGCCGGGGCCACUUCUCCGUGCCGGAGUCAUUGAGUCCUCGAGCACGCUGCCUCGUACGGUCGCUCCUUCGGCGCGACCCUUCUGAGCGCCUCACUGCCGAUGAGCUGCUCUCCCACCCAUGGUUCACAUCGCCAUCCCCGAACGGUGGCCUGCAUCGAGAUGGGUGCCUUAUGCGGCUCGACGUGGACCAAACUGUGCCAACCUGUGGUGCACUCGACUGACGCUCGCACCGCCUAGUCGACUGCUGGCCGGGGAUCUCACUGCCGUGCUGCAUCUGGGGGGACGUCUCAACGAAACUGCUAGAAGCAGCAUCAAUUGCCGCUGACCAUUCCUACCACCAGCACUAUGAUUGAUGCACCUCGCAGCAGCUUCUGCUGCUGUUGUAUUUUCGUUUCCCCCCUCCCCCACGAAACUGCCCAAGCUGCAGCUUUUAAGCUUUACCGGUGGCUCUUCCUAAGCACUUCCAAAGAGAGGCAACCAAGCUGCAUUAAAGGCAGAUGUUCUUUUUUUUUUUUUUUUUUUUUUAGCUGCUAUACUUGUAGCAGCAGCCUCGAGCUUCAAGUCGUUCACUGUACAGGCUAUCUUCCCACUGUCCCAUCUGUUGUUUCACUCGGUGAGGAGAAGCGCGUUUUCAUUUAUAUAGUUAUGUAUCCAUUCCGACACACAAGCCUUCAUGCACCGACUUGGAGCAGGAGGAAAAAGCCAACAGGAAUUCAGGAUCACGGCACCGUGCAAUCGUGUGAGUGUCGGGGCAGACAGAAAGUACCAAGGACUGACUCUCCCAUGCCUACGAUCAAUGCUGUUCAAUGUGCAAAGUGACUGUUGUUUUUCUUUUUUUGUGGUCCCUCAUCUUCCAUGUCUCGUCUGUGACAACUAAAUUUAUUUAAGUAUACUCAGGAGACUGGCAAUCUCCUGUCAAUUAAAUACUUUCGUGUAACAGGCUUGUGCAUCGAAGAAAGGGGCUCGGGUGUCUCAGUGGAUGCAAUGUGUAAGUGGUUCAUUCUGGCCUGAAAGAUGUGUAGUAGUUGGGAUUCCAUUGUGAAUGUAAAUAAACUCGGUACCUCUGUCACAAAGAAA
Molecule: messenger RNA, 2490 nt
Organism: Dermacentor andersoni
Lineage: Eukaryota; Metazoa; Arthropoda; Arachnida; Ixodida; Ixodidae
Product: tribbles homolog 2-like
Biological process (GO): protein phosphorylation; regulation of MAP kinase activity; positive regulation of proteasomal ubiquitin-dependent protein catabolic process
Cellular component (GO): nucleus
Molecular function (GO): protein kinase activity; mitogen-activated protein kinase kinase binding; ATP binding
Source: RefSeq, a predicted model, not a curated record